AGAACUACAUCCCACUUCUCAGGCACGUUUUCUAUGCAAUGAAUGCUAAAUGUUUUGUUCGAUUAUACUGCAACAUCGUUGAUAAUACGCGUCCCAGUUCGUCAUCGUUGCCAUUGACGUUUGUGAAUCCAAGGAAGAAAAGGCCCAGCUUAUACCCGUCAGUGCCAUCUUAUGAAGAAUUCUCACCGGAUUUUCAGUCUUCAUCACAGAUUGAAGAGGCGCCAACUCCUAGUGAAAGUGCGCUUCCAGAUACACUUUCUAAACAAGAGCUUUAUGUCCAUGCCGACGAAUUAGCUACUGCAAAGAAAAGCGGAUGUGCACCGACAAAGCGAGCCCUUACGCUUAUUCGUGGGGUGUUGCACGCUCGAUCCCUGUUAAAGACAUCUCUUUCUGAUCGUUCGGUGACAAUUUUCAAUUUCCAUUCUACAGAAUUUGCCGAAAAACUUGUACAGUCAAACAUCGGUAGCCUUGUCAUUGUGGAGAGCGAUCGUACCUAUGCAAGGCAGGCAAAGAUAUAUGCUAAAGCUCAACGAGCCCAGUCUCGGAAUGUAGCUGCAUACCGUACCGAACUUGCCACAUUGCUAGGUAUAUCACGUAAGAAAGUAUCGGCUUUUCCGUCACAUCUGCUUUCUGCCAAACCGGAAGUGCCAAAACAUCCAUUUUCGCUUGCCGCUGUUGCUCCUGGAGAUGAGUCUGGUAACCCCUAUGCAACAUCUCCUAUUCUUGUAAGUACUCUGCCGGUCGAUUCACAGCAAAAAUCUGUUCUUGAAGCUCUUCUGAACAAUCUUCUUCUUCACCACGCUGGUUUAGAUGAGGAAACCUUGUAUGCAUAUGGACAAGUGGAGCUUGUUACAUUUCUUAGUGCAUUCACUAUAUCACAUCUUCUUGCGUCGGCAGAUCCUCGGCUUUCGUUUAUGGCUCAUUCGGCGCGUAGGAGUUCCGAGCUGUUCUUCAAGUUGUUCGAUAUCGAACUGCUACGUCUAGAAGGCUUUUCUCGUCGCUCAUUCAUACCGCCAAUAAGCAUACCAAAGAAAAUACCUCAUGAAAAAAGAUUGAAAGAGGUGGACAUUGUUAAUGGUCUACUAUACGCAAUUUCAAUACGGCCGCAUCGAUGUGUAACGCUAGGUGGUGCCGAUGUUGGAGGAUCUUCGCUCAGCCCACGAGUUUUGCUGUCAUUUGCUUACUGGUUGAAUACCGUAGGGAAGCAGCAAGCAUCGAAGAGAUUAAGCAAGGUUUUGAAGGAGCUGUGCCCCGAAUCCGCUUCCGCUGCUCUUGAAAAGGUGGAUGGCAACUAUAAGAUCGGCGAUGCUCCGAGCGAAAUCGUGGAAACAGCUUUUCUUGGUGUUCGAGAAGAAUUAGAGCAUGCGAAAAAUUUCGAGAGGUACAAGGAGCUCAUAACGACCAAAAGAAGCACAUAAACUGUUCAUAUCCUCUUAAAAUUGACUUAUGUUUACUCGAAUACCGGUAUUUUAUUGUGCUUUACUUACUUUCAUUUGUUCGUAAUCUUUGUUGCAUGUACCUCACUUAUGUUGACAAGUUGUUUACGUUUUUCUCAACAUUUUCGAUCAUGACAGAUAAGCUUAUCGUUGAUAAAGAUACGCUGAUAAGAAG
Molecule: messenger RNA, 1611 nt
Organism: Cylicocyclus nassatus
Lineage: Eukaryota; Metazoa; Nematoda; Chromadorea; Rhabditida; Strongylidae
Source: the annotation of a GenBank genome assembly